AUGGAUUUCCAAAGGAAAUUAGCCCCUGGUCGUUUGGAGGUGAAAGCUGCGGGCCAGAACGGAGACACGUUGGCCGUUAAACUGCAGAGAAGAGCAGCAAGGAUAAUCGCCUUUGACGAACUGCACAUAGACUUUAAGAACCCCAUCGACCAGGGCAAUCCAGCCAGGGCAAGAGAAAGGUUGAAAAAUAUCGAGCGCAUCUGUUGCCUUUUGCGAAAGCUCGUGGUCCCCGAAUACUCCAUCCACGGCCUUUUCUGUCUGAUGUUUCUCUGCGCAGCUGAAUGGGUGACGUUGGGACUGAAUAUUCCCCUGUUGUUUUACCAUUUGUGGAGGUACUUUCACCGCCCAGCAGAUGGUUCAGAAGUGAUGUACGAUGCCGUUUCCAUCAUGAAUGCUGACAUCUUAAAUUAUUGCCAGAAAGAAUCAUGGUGCAAACUGGCUUUUUAUCUGUUGUCUUUCUUCUAUUACCUGUACAGUAUGGUUUAUACGCUGGUGAGUUUCUAAUCGAGCCAACCGAAGGGGCAGGACCCUCCAGACGGUCCCCUUGGGUUCCUCUGGGAUGGACCCGGAUCCCCUUCCUCCCGGAGCCUGAAACGAGAGGCCGAGAUGGACCCCCCCGCGCCUGGAGCUGAUCAAGCCAGAAGGUUGCACCGUCUUCAAGCCAUGUUUCUGCUUUCCCCUCCUGCGCUCCAGAAAACGUCCCCGGUUUAUGCAUUUGGAGAACAAACGCCAGCACCCUCCCCGCGGCUGGACGCUUCCCAUCGCGGCCCCCUUAAACUUUUCGGGAAGCCUGCAAGUGGAUUUGGGGUGCAGAAGGGGCCUGGGGGGGCGAAAGCAAACCGGGCUAGCUUUACGGUGGGCGUCAUCCCUGCCUCCCAUUGAACAUGGGGAGAGACCCCUUUCCCCCCUCCCUCUUCGCCCCUGGGUUGGACUAAUUCCUGCCUCACCCCCCCUUUUUUUUUUUGGGUAGUUUGGGGGGGGA
Python bivittatus (Burmese python) is the source of this 982-nucleotide messenger RNA. NCBI's taxonomy places the organism in Eukaryota, Metazoa, Chordata, Lepidosauria, Squamata, Pythonidae. The record is from RefSeq and is a predicted model, not a curated record.